Ambispora leptoticha is the source of this 500-nucleotide messenger RNA. The record is from the annotation of a GenBank genome assembly. NCBI's taxonomy places the organism in Eukaryota, Fungi, Glomeromycota, Glomeromycetes, Archaeosporales, Ambisporaceae.
AACAAUGUCAAAAAUUUUAUAAAGAAGCUUGGAUGGGAGAAAAGGAGAAACGACAAGCUAUGGAACAGGAACAUAACAUUAAUAUAAUUCAAGAGAAUAUAGAAUUUAUAUUAAGCAGAUGUAGAUUCAUAUUCAAUGUUGUCUUAUUGUCUACAUUCCGAAGAUUCCCGGCCGAUAAUUUCUGGGCCGGCCCGUAUCACUACUCGGAAGCUACUAUGGUCACAUAUACCAAAAUUGUUUGUCAUUUGGAACACUUAGAUCCAGUGACGAUUAAACCAGAAGUUCCUUUAGCAUCUGAUAUUAUUGAUCUCUCCGAAAAUGAAGACCCAUUUGUAAAUUUAUUAUCGUCAAGGUUUAAGCAGAUUUUGAUGCAUCAUGAGUUUGGCAAUAAUGAAUUUCCAGGAGAAAUUAAAUUCAUGCUAGACGAUUUCGUAGACACGUAUAAAGAUCUAAGACCUGACUUUGAUCCUAUGUUAAUGCGACCAAUAGCCUUUCCAUGA